GAAAAGACAACACAAAAUUAUAUAUAUAGUGACGUGUAUUUUUCCCCAAACGACCAAGAAACACUUUUCUUCAAACAAUAGGCCGAUGGUUAAAUCCUAGGAACCUUUGUUGUCUAAAACAUUAUGACAAAAAGUUCUUGAGAUAAGACAAGGUUCUAAUAGACCUUAAAUGUAAAUUAUGUAGUUCAUAACAGACAAAAUGGUUGCCUAGAUGGCGUCUCGUUGCUGGUGAGGAAUCUCAUGAUUCUCCGGGCCUUUAUGUGCAAAUUCACCUAAUAAAUGCAUCAAUGUUUUAGAAAUCGAAGAAGUAUCAUUAAGCUUCAACCAAUCAUCAUGGGUUCAAGGAUAUUCUUCCUAUUUUCAUUUCUAGGAUUCCUAUUUGCCAUACUUCCAUCAGUAAAGGCAGAGCCCUUAAAGAACACAAGACUAUUCAGAGAAUACAUAGGAGCUGAAGACAAAAAUGUUGGAUUUUCAGAUGUACCUAUUCAUUCAGAUGUUGAAUUCCACUUCAUUCUCUCCUUUGCUAUCGAUUACACAGGAUCAUCUUCUCCUUCUCCAACAAAUGGCAAGUUCAAAGUCUUUUGGGACGAAAAAAACCUCACGCCUUCUUCUAUUUCUUCCAUCAAGGCCAAGCAUUCGAACGUCAAGUUUGCCCUCAGCCUCGGAGGUGAUACAGUAGGUGAUGGAAUAUUUGUAUUCUUCAAACCCAAAUCCAUUACAUCUUGGGUUAACAAUGCUUUUAAGUCCAUAUCUGAUAUAGUGAAGGAGUAUGAUCUAGAUGGGGUUGACAUCGAUUAUGAACACUUCAAAGCAUCCCCUGAUACAUUUACCGAGUGUAUAGGGCAACUCCUACAACGACUCAAAAGUCAAAAUAUCAUUUCCUUUGCAUCCAUUGCACCAUUUGAUGACGACACUGUGCAGUCACAUUACAUGGCUUUGUGGAGAAAGUAUGGAGAUCUAAUAGACUAUGUCAACUUCCAGUUCUAUUCCUACGGAAAAGGCACAACAGUUUCUCAGUUUUUGAACCAUUUCGAUACCCAAAGCUCUAAUUAUGAAGGUGGUAAAGUUCUAGCAAGCUUUGCAACAGAUGGAAGUGGAGGUUUGAAACCAGAAAAAGGGUUCUUCAAAGCAUGCAACACCCUUCAAAGUAGGGGCGAACUUCAUGGCAUAUUUGUUUGGUCAGCAGACGAUUCGAAGAAGAACAAUUUUCGUAAUGAGAUACAAGCACAAAACCUUUUGGCCAAUGCAGAAUGA
Messenger RNA from Cucumis melo (muskmelon), 1254 nucleotides. Its product is annotated as chitinase 2-like. The record is from RefSeq and is a predicted model, not a curated record. Bases 280 to 1254 code for a protein of 324 amino acids. Gene Ontology annotation, biological process: carbohydrate metabolic process. The transcript has a single exon. Lineage: Eukaryota; Viridiplantae; Streptophyta; Magnoliopsida; Cucurbitales; Cucurbitaceae. Gene Ontology annotation, molecular function: hydrolase activity, hydrolyzing O-glycosyl compounds.